GUGUGAUCAUGUGGCUGCACAAGGCUGUAGCGGUGGUGGCGGUGGCGGUGGUGGUCGCCGCGGGGAACAGCGAGGACGAGAGGGCCGCCAGAGAAGCUGUCUACGAUGAUCCACUUGACUUUGAGGCCUACGAGAUCCCUCUACUGAAGAAGAAGCACGUGAGCUACGACUUCGCGUACAGCGUGCGUGACGACGACACGGGCGCGGCCUACAGCCACCUGGAGGAGCGCGAGGGCAAGGUCACCACGGGCGAGUACCGCGUGUCCCUGCCCGACGGACGCAUCCAGAUCGUGUCGUACGUGGCUGACGAAAACGGAUAUCGCGCUAAGGUCUCGUAUGAGCCCACCAGCGCCGCCCACCCAGCCCCGCAGCACCAUCAGCCCAAAUACGCGCCGGGGCCCGCCUACGGGAGGAGGCCGAGGCCGCCCCCAGGCUACGGCCGACGUCGGCGACCGAGGCCUCACCACGCCAAGGUUCUCCACCACCCAUCCGAAGAGCCUGUUCAUCCCCCCCUUCGUAUCUGCCCAAGCCUCACCACCCGCCAC
Molecule: messenger RNA, 545 nt
Organism: Penaeus vannamei (Pacific white shrimp)
Lineage: Eukaryota; Metazoa; Arthropoda; Malacostraca; Decapoda; Penaeidae
Cellular component (GO): extracellular matrix
Source: RefSeq, a predicted model, not a curated record